UUGAUUGUCAUAGACCCACCAUGGCCAAACAAAAGUGUUCAUAGAUCGUCCAACUAUGAAACACAAGAUAUCUAUGAUUUAUUUACCAUUCCAAUGAAGGACUUGAUAAAUGAGGAUAGCGUAGUAGCCGUGUGGGUUACAAAUAAACCCAAAUUUAGAAAGUUUAUUAUCCACAAACUCUUUCCUGCUUGGGAACUUGAAUGUAAAGCGGAAUGGGUAUGGCUGAAAGUAACAACAGAAGGUCAAUGUAUUUUCCCACUUGAUUCUAGUCAUAAGAAACCAUACGAACAACUGAUCAUUGGUCAUCGUCAAAAGGCAAGCGACUUACCUUCAAGACAUGUUAUCGUCAGUGUUCCCAGCCUUAGACAUUCAAGAAAACCGCCAUUACAGGAUGUUAUUUUGCCUUAUUUGAAAAACAGGGAAAGACCUGUUUGUGUAGAGAUGUUUGCUCGCUGUUUGACACCUGGAUGGAUCAGUUGGGGAAAUGAGUGCCUAAAGUUUCAACACACAGAGUACUUUGAAAAGAAAGCGUCUUGA
Molecule: messenger RNA, 537 nt
Organism: Rhizopus microsporus ATCC 52813
Lineage: Eukaryota; Fungi; Mucoromycota; Mucoromycetes; Mucorales; Rhizopodaceae
Exons: 3
Cellular component (GO): RNA N6-methyladenosine methyltransferase complex; nucleus
Molecular function (GO): methyltransferase activity
Source: RefSeq, a predicted model, not a curated record